UGUUCACACCUGCACUCGCGCAUGCUCAGUCCUCAUCGAAGAUCGUCGCCCACAGCAGCGGACGCUGUCUCGCUACGCGUCUUGACGGACGCCAACAGUCGCUGCUUGCGGUGCCAGGAAAUGCGGGCAGAGUGAGAACUCUCCAGUUGGACAAAAGUGAAGGCAAGCGAAGUCCUUGAGGGGGGGGAGAAAAAAAUGUCUCCGCUCUCAAAACCCUUGACGUUGUUAAGCAGGCGAAUAGCUGCGGCCUGCGUGCGGCGUCACUCUUCUCUUACAGCUGAACUGAUGGAAAACAUGGAUAAGAAAGCAACCUGGGACCGUUUCUACACCGAGAACAGCAGCGGGACACCCACCUUUAAAAACUUUGAGUGGUUCUUCGGCUUUGAUUCUGUGCGGGACUUCAUUAUGCCCCUCUUGCAGACCAAGUCUCAUCCAGAUGCUCUGCUCCAAGUCCUGGAUUUGGGCUGUGGCACUUCAGCGCUGGGGCCCUGUAUUUAUAGACAUUCUCCUCUCCCGGUCCGGGUCACCUGUGCUGACAUUUCCCCCAUAGCUGUGCAACUAAUGCAGGAGCACGUUCGAGCUAAAGCCAUCCAGCCACGCAGUGUUGCUUCUCAGCUGGAGUUUGUAGAGCUGGACUGCACGCAUCUCCACAAGCACUGUGGUUCUAACAGUGUGGACCUGAUACUUGACAAGGGCACCACAGACGCCUUGUUGAGGUCUAAGGAAGGGAAAGGGAAGGCCGGCCUGGUGCUGAAGCAGUGUUUGAAGGUGUUGCGAGGCUCAGGAUCUCUGCUCCAGUUCUCUGAUGAGGACCCUGAUGCCAGGCUGCUGUGGCUGGAGACUGAAGCACAGGAGCCGGGGGUAAUGGCAGCAGAUGUUGGGGUGCAGGAGGUCGGGGAAUUAAGGGGAGUGUGUUACUACUGCUACCAAGUGACUCCUCGCUGUAUAGUACAGCAGUAAUUCUCUAAAUGUGGAUGGUCAUAAUGUCAAACGAAUAAAUAAUUGAAAAUGA
Molecule: messenger RNA, 1012 nt
Organism: Xiphias gladius (swordfish)
Lineage: Eukaryota; Metazoa; Chordata; Actinopteri; Istiophoriformes; Xiphiidae
Gene: cskmt
Product: citrate synthase lysine methyltransferase
Exons: 2
Coding region: 196-960 (254 amino acids)
Source: RefSeq, a predicted model, not a curated record